Messenger RNA from Larimichthys crocea (large yellow croaker), 13798 nucleotides. RefSeq names its product histone-lysine N-methyltransferase 2C-like. Gene Ontology annotation, molecular function: histone H3K4 methyltransferase activity; transcription coactivator activity. Gene Ontology annotation, cellular component: MLL3/4 complex. Gene Ontology annotation, biological process: positive regulation of transcription by RNA polymerase II. The record is from RefSeq and is a predicted model, not a curated record. The transcript is spliced from 48 exons. Bases 186 to 13664 code for a protein of 4492 amino acids. Lineage: Eukaryota; Metazoa; Chordata; Actinopteri; Sciaenidae.
UCUAGCCUGUCAACCGAACCCAAAGAGGUCCAUCAUAGCCCUGCACCAUCUAACCCUUGAACACCACAGAGCUCCAUCAUAGCCCUGCACCAUCGAACCCUGAAUCCACAGAGCUCCAUCAUAGCCCCGCUCAACCUGAACCCACAGAGCUCCACUAUAGUCCUGCACCAUCUAACCCUGAACCCAUGGAGCUCCAUCAUAGUCCUGCACCAUCUAACCCUGAACCUACGGAGCUCCACCAUAGUCCUGCACCAUCGAACCCUGAAUCCACAGAGCUCCAUCAUAGCCCCGCUCAACCUGAACCCACAGAGCUCCACUAUAGUCCUGCACCAUCUAACCCUGAACCCAUGGAGCUCCAUCAUAGUCCUGCACCAUCAAACCCUGAACCCACGGAGCUCCACCAUAGUCCUGCACCAUCUAACCCAGAACCCAGGGAGCUCCACCAUAGUCCUGCACUGUCACAACCUGAAUCCACAGAGCUCCAUCAUAGUUCUGCUCAACCUGAACUUACAGAACUCCAUCAUAGUCCAGUACCACCUCACCCUGGUCCAACCAAGCUCCAAGAAGGCCUUGAAUCACUUAACCCUGAACCCACAGAGCUCCACCAUAGUCCUGCUCCAUCAAACUCUGGUCCAACGGAGCUCCAAGAAGGCCUUGAAUCACUUAACCCUGGUCCAACAGAACACCAGGAAAGCCUCCGCCUUAGUCCAGCAGAGCUUCCACAGAGUCCUACACAUUUUCACUCUGGCCCAGCAGAACUUCAUAAAAGUCCUACGCUGAGCGCAGCAGGGUCUCCCGAGCUACAGCAAAGUGUGACUUCCAUGCAGUCUCAGCAAAGUCCUCUGCAAAUUGGUCACUCCUCUUUUGGUUGUACCCAGAAUUCCACAGAAGGUCAGCUUAACUUUGAGUCUCAGCAGAGUCCAAUGCGAGGUAGUUUCUUGUCUUGUAGCCAUGCAUAUUCUCUAGAACCUGCAGAGCCUCAGCUGCCACACAGUCCUGUUCAGGACUACAGACCAUGUAGUACCCACAUCAUCACACAGCCUCAGCACAGUCCCCCACAGAGACAGCAUAGUCCUACGCCACAUAGUCCUGCACGAGUCGGCACAUUGCAUUCAAAGAGUCCCACACAGGAUUCUAAACCUACACUGGACCAGGAGAGCCCUGGAUCAAGCAGCCCUGCACAGGACAUUUCAACACUGGACCAGGACCUCUCAGCAAGAAGAGACACCUCUCUGAGGCCUAUUUCGGCUCCAUGUAGCCCAUCACCGGCCCCACUUAGAGCCACACAGUGUAGUCUGUCACAGCCUGCGAGCCCGGUACAGGCCCACUUUGCACCACCUGUCAGGCCUUCAGAACUUAGCCUACUUCCUUCUCAGCUUGCUACACAAUCAGGAGUUGCAAAGGAAUGUACCCAAACCGGUAGCACAAAGCUGAAGUCCUCGGAGCUGACUCCUAACCUUGAUGGCCAAACACUGGAAAGUAGCCCUGCCCCUCUUAGCCCCACAGUGCCCGCUGAGAGCUGUGGCACCAAUGGCAGCCUGACGCUCAGCCUGGACCAUUCGAGCCCCAUUCCCGUCCCUGCCAUACCCACACCAGAAAGCCUUUUUCACGUUAGCGCUUCAGUGGAACACAGUAGCCUGACCCACUCAGCUCGUGCUGAUGAAACCGAGGCGAGCCACGUUCAUCACAGUCCUUCUUGUGACAGCCCAUCACACUCCACAGAAGCUGUUGAAGGUAACAGCAGCCCCACAUAUAUCCUAAAUAUCUCAGCUGGUUCAAGCCCGAAGCCUGAACAGGACAGUCAAGUGAUAUCUAGCCCUACGCCUCUGGCCUGUACGAGUCCCAUGCCAGAGGAGACUAGCCCCUCAGCAGUACAGGAUAGACCCAUUCAGUCCAUCCCAUGUCAAGAUGAGAUGGAAGUGGCGGUCGAGCCCCCCUGUCAUUUUAUUCAGUCAGAAACUAGUCCCAGUCAUCGUAGCUCCACUUCAGACAGUCCAGUUCAUGCUAGCCCAUUCAGCGCAGAAGCUGACAGUUAUGCUCAAGACAGAACUAGCCCCUCCGUUUGUAGUUUUUCAGAGUCCGUACAGACUCAGACAAGCCAAAGUCCCUCACAUGUCCAGACUACCUGCAGUCCUUCACAGGUGAGCCCCCUGCCACCUCCAACUAGCUUUAGUCCUCCACACUGUAGGCUGACUCAUACUAGCCCAGCUAGUAGCUCUGUUAGCCACACUCUGAGCCAUAGUGGCCAGACAAGUUCCCGCUCUGCUAGCCUAACUGAUGUUGGUGUCAUCUACAGUCCACCUAGGUCUAGUCCUGCAGGUCAAACUAGUCCUGUUCACACAGAAAGCACCUCCAGUAGUGUCCACUCAGGCCCAGUCCAAAGACAGACCCCCUCAUUAGCUAGCACAACAUACAGCAGCCCUGCACAUGCUACUGUGGCUUGUGUUAGCCCACCUCACAGUCCAGCUCAGGCCAGUGAAACAUAUCGUAGCCUCACAGGUAGCCCCCAUUCUAGCCCAGCUCCCGACACUGUAACCAGUCCCAGAACCGAGAGCUCUGUUCUUCCGAGCGUGGUCCAGCUUGGUUCUGGUCUUUGCGAACCGACAGACCGUAUUAGGCAGACAAGCCCGACACCUGCCACGUCAUCUGCUGUUAGCCCUGUCCGGGUCAGCCAGUGCCCAGCUAGUCCUCCUCACAGCCCCGACGGGUCUGCUGUUGAAAACCAACAAAGUGCUGCCUUGGGAAGCCCCUGGUGUCAAAGAGCAUCCAGCCCUAUUGAUGCUACAUCCACUCAGGCUAUCCCAGGUCAGGCUAGCCCUGUCCGUUCUAGUCCCACUCAGGAUAACACUGCGAUGCCUAGCACUAGUCCCCCACCCUCACAGGUCAGCCCUCCUCACACACAAGCUCUAGAUAGUCCUGUCCUUACCAGCUCCGAGUGGCCCGGGGCUAGUCCUAGUCCAGAUUCUGUUGGCCCUGUUCUUGCCAACCCUGAGCAGUCUGAAACCAGUCCUGGUGUUCAUGGCCCCGUGCAGCCUGAUGCUGGUCCUGGAAGUCCGCCACAGACCAUCACAGUGGACCUCUGCGAGGAGCAGCAGCAGGGAGAAGCUGAGGUGGAGGACCUUUAUCACACAACAGAAGAUGAGGAGCCUGUUGAGAGUGCAGGAAGAGAGGAGGAGGAGGAGCAGCAGCAGCAGGAGGAGCAGCAGCAGCAGAGCACCUCACUCUGUCAUCCUGCAGGUAGGGAGGUCGGUCCUCCCUCACCUGUGGUUCAGUCCAGCUCAGGUGAAGCGCUCACACCGACCUCUCUCUGUGCAGGAGUCCAGCUGGGAUCUGAUCAGUCUGCUCCUUCCUCCCCUGUCCUCCCACAAACUGCUCCCCCCUCCCCCCUAACCACCACAUCACACUCUGCCUUACCCCUCCAAAAGACUUGCAACUCCCCCUCAUCUUCACCUCCUGCUUCUCACGUCACCUCGCCACAGUCUGCAUCUCCUCCUCCUCUGAGAGCUGGCUCUCUGGAGGCCUCUCCGUCCUCCCCUCACAGGACUGCCUUACUCCCCUGCUCCUCCUCCUGCUCCCCCCACACCCCUCUAGAGGAGGAACUGACCAAUCAACAAGAGGCGGAGGCGGCAGAGGGAGCGGAGGCAGUGCUCGAGGAUGGAGCAUUUUCCUGUCAUGUGAUGUCAGCGGGUGACGACAGGCAACCACAGAGCCAGUUUGAACCUGUUGCUGUGGCAACAGAAGCCGCCAGAGAUGAGCACCAAUCACAUGCUGAGCCUUCGGAGUGGGAGGAGGAGGAGGAGCAGCAGGAGGAGGAGCAGGAGCCAACAGUGUCUGACGUGGCUGCUGCUGGUGAGGCGGUUGCCGGGCAACAGCAAAUGAGAGAGGAGCAGGAUGCAAAGGAGGAAGAGCAGGGAGAGGGAGUGAGAGGUAGGACGGAUGAAGAGGAGGUGGAGGAGGCGAGGGAGGGCACUGAGCAGGAGGAGCAAUCAGAUGUGGAGGAGGAGCCGGUGAGCCCUGUUUUGGAGCUGGACCCCUCUUUGGACAUGGAGGUGAUGGAGCUGAUGACCUCCUCUCCUCCCCCCUCCUUCCUACACCUCUCCUCCCCCAGCCCUCCUCCUUUCUCCCGCCGGGGAAAGGGUCGGAUUCUCAGGCCUCCACACUGCUCCUCCUCCAGGCCUUCAGACGACCUCUCCAUCCGACUCAGGCAGUCUCCUUUCUCCACUGAGGCCUCCCCCGAGACCUCCCCCACCAGACUUCCCAUCACCCCACCUCCUCUGUCUCCACCCUCACCUCCUCUGCGCUCCCCCCCCCCUGCCAGGGAGUCUCCACCUCUCUCCAAGGCUCUCCUCGUGCUCCCUCUCACUCCUAAGAUCGGGAUGGGUAAACCGGCGAUCUCUAAGAGGAAGUUCUCUCCGGGCAGAGCGCGGAUCAAACAGGGUUCGUGGUGGAGUAAUCGCAGGGCGGUGAGCCCCCCCUCAUCCUCCCAGGAUUCCAUGGGGGAGGGAGGGUGGGACAGCCCUAAGCCCCGUCCACCGGACUCCCCCCUCUGGAGCAUGAGAGUGGGUCGUGGUUCAGGGUUUCCAGGCAGAAGGAGGUCCAGGGGAGGAGGUGUUGGAGGAGGAAGAGGAGCAAGAGGAAGGAGCCGGCUGAAGACUCAGGACAGUCUGACUGUGUCACCUGGAUGUGUGUAUGUGGAGCCGUUCCAGCCGAAGGAAGAGGAGGAGAACUCGAUGCACAACACGGUGGUGAUGUUCUCCACCUCCGACCACUUCACCCUCAGACAGGACAUGUGUGUGGUGUGUGGUAGUUUUGGUCAGGGAGCUGAAGGUCGGCUGUUGGCCUGUUCUCAGUGUGGACAGUGUUACCACCCGUACUGUGUCAACGUCAAGAUUACCCGGGUCAUCCUGACCAAAGGGUGGCGCUGUCUGGAGUGUACGGUGUGUGAGGCGUGCGGCGAGGCCAGUGACCCCGGGCGACUGUUGCUAUGUGACGACUGUGACAUCAGCUACCACACCUACUGCCUGGACCCGCCCCUUCACACAGUACCUAAAGGAGCCUGGAAGUGCAAGUGGUGUGUGUGGUGUGUGCAGUGUGGCUCCGCCUCCCCUGGGCUGCACUGUGAUUGGCAGAGUAACUACAGUCUGUGUGGACCAUGUGGCAGUCUGAGCCGCUGUCCUCUGUGUCAGAGACAGUACACACAGGACGACCUCAUCCUGCAGUGUCAGCGGUGUGACAGGUGGGUCCACGCUGUGUGUCAGGGUCUGAGCACUGAAGAUGAGGUGGAAGUUGCUGCUGAUGAAGGCUUCGACUGCUCGCUGUGUCGGACACACGGACGUGGCUCCUUUGGGAGGUCGGACAGCUUUGAGUCUCCUUACAUGGCUCAGAUCAUCUCCAGGAUCAGAGAGCCUGCAGACACAAAGACGUACACUCAGGACGGAGUGUGUCUCACAGAGUCGGGUCUCUCUCACCUGCAGUCUCUGGUUGAGCCUCUAACGUCACCGCGCAGGUACCGCAGGUGUAAACCCAAACUGAAGCUGAGGAUCAUCAACCAGAACAGUGUGUCAGUCCUGCAGACUCCAGAUCCCGACCCGCUCACCGAGCAGGACCAUAGCCGAGGUGACUUGGAGUGUGAGAUGAAAUCUGACUCCAGCCCCGAGCGAGACCACGCCCACGGUGAUGAUGUCACCAAGGGGCCUGAAGUUACGGAUGGCAACAAGAAGAGGAAGAGGAAACCCUACAGACCCGGUAUCGGGGGCUUCAUGGUGCGUCAGCGUGGAGGUCGGUCCGGUCCGAGCAGAAUCAAACUGUGCCGUAAAGAUUCAGCAGAGGCGCUGCUGAGUCGAGACGAAGAAGUUUCCAUGGAGACGGUUCCCCCUGCCGACCAGGCGAUGGAGAAGGUGAAGAAGAGGUACAGGAAGAAGAAGACGAAACUGGAGGAGGCUUUCCCGUCUUAUCUGCAGGAGGCAUUCUUUGGGCGGGAUCUUCUGGACUGCAGCCGACAGGUAGACAGGAGGGUGGGACCAGAGACAUCAGGUGGCAGCCAAUCAGGAGCAGUGACAGAUGGCACGAAAGGAGCGGUCCCUGGAUUACACGGCCCCACCUCCUCUGGGCUACAGGUCGGCGCCAUGGCAACCAACGUCAUCAAGAAGCCGGGAACGCUGCCCAUGUCGGAGGAAGCUCUGUUGGAUCUGUCUGAUGUUCUCAACACUGAUCCUCACAUACUGGCUACAGGACACACAGGUACGUUCCAGGUGGAGCGCUCCCCCUCUCCAUUCGCUGGUCUUGACAUCAUGGCCGAUGACCCGUCUUUGACAGGAAGUGGGCGUGGCCAGAGGGUGGUGCAGGAGGAGCCUCUGGACGCCAUCUUGAGUCCUGAGCUGGACAAGAUGGUGACUGACGGUGCCAUCCUCAGCAAACUCUACAAGAUCCCAGAGCUGGAGGGGAAGGACGUUGAGGAGGUGUUCACUGCUGUCCUCAGUCCAAACAGCAACCAACCAGAGCAGAGCCAGCACACACACACUGUUGCUGGGAGCAAGACCAGCACACAGCACGCAGCAGCUUCUGUGUUUCCUCGCCUCCCGCUGGUGAACGGCAUGAUGGGAGCUGCUCCUCACUUUCCUAACACUCCCAUGAUGCCCGGCGGUGCCCAGGGUACGACGGGCUUCAGGUUGCCCCCGCCCGGCGGUGCCGCUCCCGUUCCUCUGCCGUGCCUCGCCCCCGGGCCAGCCUCGGCCAAUCAGGGGCCGGCAGGAGGAGAGGGGGGCGAUCAGGAUGUGAUGUCGACGGCUCAGAGGAGCAUGUUGAAGUGGGAGAAGGAGGAGACGCUGGGAGAGAUGGCCACCGUCGCUCCCGUCCUCUACUGCAACACCAACUUCCCCCAGCUGAAGGAGCAGUAUCCAGACUGGUCCACCAGAGUGAAGCAGAUCGCCAAGCUGUGGAGGAAGGCCAGCUCUCAGGACCGAGCGCCCUUCGUGCAAAAAGCUCGAGAUAACCGGGCGGCUCAGCGCAUCAACAAGGUGCAGCUGUCCAACGACCCACUUAAACGCCACCAACCGCUGGCACUGCAGCAGCAGCAGCACCCGCUGCCGCCACCGCCACCAGGAGGGCCUUAUGACCCUGUUUCCAUGGAUACGGAGGGGGCGUUCAAAGACCCGCUGAGACCCAAAGAGUCCGAACAGGAGCAGGAGUGGAAGUUGAGACAGGGAGAGGUAAAUGACAGAUGGGGAGCCGGUAAGAAGAGGCAGGAAAAUCUCCCCCAAAGCAAAGUCCUAAAAUCACCAACAGAUAAAGAUUGUCCCUACCAGGCAUCUGUAGCAGGAGGUGGCAAAGAGGCUCUGCAGCUGCGUCAGAAGUGUAAGCAGCAGGCGAAGAUGGAGGCGGUUCAGAAGUUGGAGCAGGUGAAGAGUGAGCAGCUCCUCCAUCAGCGGCAGCAGCUGUUGGGGAGUCAGCGCGUCUCCCCAGAGAUGGGAGGCAGCACCUCCCCGCUGCAUCCAGCGGCAUCCAGGGAGGGUCAGUGCAGACAGCACCUCCUCCUGCAGGGAGGCCAGACUUCCGGACCGGCUGACGAUGUCUUCCUCAGACCACAGGCGCCUCCUCCCUCCGGCUUCUCCUCCCUCCCUCACUCCCCUCAUUCCUCCUCCCCUCUCCACCAGCCCCCGUCCUCACCCCAGAUGUUCUCCCCACCCUCCUCCCGCCCCUCUUCACCUUGGGACCCCUACAGUAAGGUCGCAGGAACUCCUCGCCCUACCUCCUCUCAGGCUGGAGGUCUCCCAGCUCCCCAGCAGCAACGUCGCAACUCCCUCAGCGCCUCCCCAGCCCACGAUGCCUUCAGCUCCCCCACACCGUCCCCUGACUCCUGCAAGACCUCCGACGUCUCCAGGGCCCUCCUGCCCCAACCAGGACUGCAGCAGAGCAGAGGAGGUAUGAUGAGCCCCUCCUCGGGGCUCCACGUUGGGAUGCGAGCGGCGGACUACCAGAGGUCUUCCGGCGGCACUAACAUCCGCGUGGGGGCGUCGGAGCUGUACGGCCGGCACGGCGAGCUGCUCCAGGGCGGGCUGUUCAAGGCCCCCAUGCCCCCCCAGCACCAGGCUCAGCCGGAGGUGUUCGGCAGCACAGGAGGAGCAGCAACAGGAGGAGCAGGAAGGAGGGACCCGUCCAGACCUGCAGACCUGGGCUUUGACCCGUCCUUCCCGUCCAGUCCGCUGUCGGGCUUGGGCUCACCUCACCGCAGCCCGUACGCUCAGACGCCGGGCACGCCCAGACCGGACUACGUGCAGCAGCUGACCGACCCGUUCACGCAGCAGUCGCCUUUAACCUCGCGGCCUUCGCCUGACCCAUACGCCAACCCUCAGACUCCCGGUACACCGCGGCCACACUCUGACCCCUCGUAUCUCAGCACGCCGCCGCCGCACAGGCUGGAGCAGUACACCCAGCAGCAGUCUGCCAGCCGCCGGCCUUCCCCCUCCCACACCAACAUCGACCCUUACUCCUCCAACCCCGGUACACCCCGGCCCUCCGUCACUGAACGCUUCCCCCGAUCACCGGGGAGUCAGCGGAGCGCCGACGGCUACCCCCAGCCCAGCGGUACGCCGCGACCCUCGCCAGAUCCCUACGCCCCACAACCGUCCACGCCACGGCCCCAGAAGGCCCCGGAGCCCUUCAGCCAGAGCCAAGUGGACAGCUUCACACCUCAGGCUGCAGGAUCCGGAUCGUCCCCUUUGGCUCCUGGCCUGUCCGGAGAGACGUUCACCCCGACACACCACCAGUCUCCAGGACGACAGCAACAGCAGGACUCGUUCCCCAGAACCCCCAGCAGCCAGACCCCAAAGCACCCUGGGAUACUGGAGGAGAGCAGCUUCCCUGGCCUGGCAGGUCAGGACCUCUUCGAGCAGAGUCACAUGACACCGGGCUCCUCGCAAACGGACAAGACAACAACCAAUGAGAUGGCAGCGCUGGCCGCGGCUUCUUUAGAUGGACCAAUGAGCAUGCUGCCUCAGCUCGGCGACUCAGAGGAGAAGCUCAGACAGCGUCAGCGGCUCCGGCAGCUCAUCCUGAGGCAGCAGCAGCAGAAGAGCGCCUUACGGCAGGAGAAGGGUCUGCAGGAGGCAGCUUCUGACGCUCCACCCGGACCCGCCCCUGGUUCUGCCACAUCACGACACUGGGCCCAGGAGGAGUCUUCCACUGCUCCUCCAACAGACCUGUUUGGACGCCCACCACCUCCUUACCCUGGCACAGGGAGGCCCAGCGGGGAGCCGGGGGCUCCAGCGCCGAGGUUCCCUGCAGGUUUCCGAGGGGAGCAACAGAGAGUCUUCACCCCAAGCGAGGCUCCCUUCCCCAGGCAGAGCCUGCCGAGAGAGCUGGGGGUCCGAGGACCGGUUCUGAGGUUCAGUGCUCCUCCAGGAGCUCCAGCAGGUCUCCAGGACUCCUCCUUGCGUCCUCCCCAGGGUUCGGUGCCUGUGUCUGGGCUGAGUGUGGAGAUGAGGAGGUCGCUGCCUGGAGAGUUCACUGGUAUCCGCCCCCUCUCUGCUCCCAGCGCUCACCUGAUGUCAGGUGUCCCCCAGCCCUUCAUCCCACGCUCCCUCCCCCUCCAGCAGCACAGCAUCAUGGGUCAGCCGUACAUCGAGCUCCGACACCGCGCCCCUGAGAACCGCCUGAGGCUGCCCUUCCCUCUCCCCGCCGGCCCGGACCCCGACCCGUCUCUGGUCCGGUCUGGUCCUGGGGUCAGGAUGGGGGAGGCUCCGCUGAUGGAGCACCUCGGACAGACAGCAGCACUGACGCAGAGCAGCGAGCCGGCGCUCCCGGGGGCUGAUGGGAUGGAGGAGCACCUGGAGGACUCAGCCGUGAAGGAUCUGGAGGACGUGGAGGUGAAAGAUCUGGUGGACCUGAACCUGAACCUGGACCCUGAAGACGGUAAGGAGGACCUGGAUCUGGGUCCUAAUGACCUCCACCUUGAUGACUUCUUGCUGUCGGGGAAGUUUGACCUGAUCGCGUACGCCGACCCCGAGCUCAACCUGGAGGACAAGAAGGACAUGUUCAACGAGGAGCUAGACCUGGGGGAGUCGGUGGAGGAGAAGGAGGGAGGAGAGAGGAGGGACGGAGCCGGCGGGCCCAAGAAGACGGAUAGCCACGCCUACCUGAUAGGACAGAUGAAACAGGAAGUGCACGACGGCGCCAACACAGAAGCCCGGGACGGCGCCUCUGUAACCCAGCACCCCGCACCUCAGCCUGGGCUCGGCAACGCCGGCAGACCCCCCAGACCUCCAGGAGCCGAGGCAGCAAGCUCCGACCACACCGCCGCCUCCACCCUGCUCAGCAAGAAGGUAGAGGACUCUGGCUUUGGUUCAGGGUCACUGUCAGCUCUCCAGCCCCAGGAACAGGCUCCAUCAGCAGGCAUGGCUCCCAGAGUUCACCCCCCCAUGGCUGGAGGUCCACAGCCAGUCUUCCAGCAAAAACCGUUUGGACUGUCCUCGUCCUCCUCGGCUCUCUUCACCUCCCACCCUCAGGGCCUCCUCGGGCCUCCUCACCCUACUCUGACUCCUCAGGGCCCCUCUGCCCCAUCUCACCCACUGUCUCUCCAACCCUCCCAGCCUCACCUCCUCCUCCAGAAUCAGCCUCCACACCCGGGGACCUCCACCCAGAUCCAAAACCAAGCUGUCUUCCCCCAGAAACCAAACCAGGACCAGGAACUGGACCUGGACCAGGACCAGCACAGGCCCCUGCUUCUGGAGGAACAGCCGCUCCUCCUGCAGGACCUCCUGGACCAGGAGCGCCAGGAGCAGCAGCAGCAGAAACAGAUGCAGGCCCUGAUCAGACAGAGGUCCACCACAGAGGCUGUGAUACCAAACAUGGCAGACUUUGACUCCAUCUCUGACCCCAUCAUGAAGGCCAAGAUGGUGGCUCUGAAGGGCAUCAACAAGGUCAUGACCCAGGGCAGCCUGGGACUCAACCCCAUGGUCAUCAACAGGUUCCAGCAGGCCCCGGUGGUCCCGGUGGCAGCACAGAGGGCCCCUGUGGUUCCUCUGGGUUCAGAGGGGACUCCUCAGCCUCCACACCUGGUGGCACAGGACGGAAAGUUGAACCCUCCGCUGGUGCGCCCGACCCCCCCCAGCUUCGGCCCGGGCUUCGUCAACGAGUCUCAGCGGCGUCAGUACGAGGAGUGGUUGGGGGAGACGCAGCGGCUCCUGCAGAUGCAGCAGCGCCUCCUGGAGGAGCAGAUCGCCGCUCACCGCAAGUCCAAGAAAUCUCUGUCGGCCAAACAGAGAACGGCCAAGAAGGCCGGCCGACCCUUCGCCGAUGAGGACGCUGCCCAGCUCCGCCACAUCACGGAGCAGCAGGGCACGGUCCAGAAACAGCUGGAGCAGAUCCGGAAGCAGCAGAAGGACCACGCGGAGCUGAUUGAGGACUACAGGACCAAACAGCAGCAGCAGAGGGCGCUGCAGCAGCAGCCGGCUGCUCCUCCCAUGAUGCCUGCAGGAGCUCCUCCUCAGCCCGUUGUGACCAUGCAGCCCCACCCGGGCGGUCCCACCCCAGCCCGCGUCCCAAACAUACCCCCUGGUUGGACCCCAGGUGGAGGGGCCCCAGGGGUGAUAAGGCAGAGGAUGCCUCUUCAUCUGCCUCCUCAGAUGCCCCCCGCCCCGCCCCAGCCUCGCCCGCACACCCAGACCCCUCCGGCCAUGGUGCCCGGCCUCGCUGCACAGACAGCGGCCUUUACUGCAGGUCCCAGGGGGCCCGCUGGUGGCCCCAGGGGGCCCGCUGGUGGCCCCAAUGGAGCCGCAGGAGACGGAGCUGCACCCCCUCGACAGGUGAACUUUGAUGACAACAACCCGUUCAGUGAAGGUUUCCAGGAGAGAGAGAGGAGGGAGAGGCUGAGGGAGCAGCAGGAGAGGCAGAGAGUCCAACUCAUGCAGGAGGUGGAGCGUCAUCGCGCUCUGCAGCAGAGGCUGGAGCUGGAGCAGCAGGGCCUUCUGGGGGCCUCCGUGGGUCCUGGAACCGGAGUAGCAGCCAUGCCCGUAUCUGGAGCUGUAUCUGGGGCUCGAGUCGGACCUGGAGGUCCCGCUGGAUCGGCGCCUGCCACCGGAGGGGACAGCCUCUCCCAGAUGCCUUUCUUCAGCUCUGAGCUGCCCCAGGACUUCCUCCAGUCCCCUCCGUCUUCCAGACCUCCUCCACAGCACCAGGGCCAGGCGGGGGCUCCGUUCCCCCAACAGGCAGGCCUCCAUCAGGGCUUCACGGGAGGACCCCUGCACCCUGGAGCUCACCCGGCUGCAGCAGAGCGGCCUCCUGUGGAUUUGGCUCUUUCCAACCUCCAAACCAGGCCACGGUUCUCCGGCCCCGUCGGGCCCACCAGGCCCGCAGCCCAGGGACAGGUACGAGCUGUCGGGAUAGGAGCAGCAGGAGUGACCCUCUCCCAUCCUGGAGGUCAAGCUCAUCAGUUUGGUCACGACUCCUCCUCUUCCUCCCCCUCUAACCCCUUCCCCCCCUCCUUCCCCUGCGCCUCCUCUGGAGGCCCCGCCUCCCUCAUCCAGCUGUACUCUGACAUCAUCCCCGACGACAAACCAAAGAAGAAGAGGAGCAAGAAGAGGGACGGCGACGACGCCGCAGGCGGAGGAGGAGCCAGGACGCCGCUGUCCUCACACUCUGACGACAUCACAGCCCCGCCCACUCCGGCUGUCUCUGACACUUCCUGCUCCACGCCAACUCGGAGCAGCACGGACCAAUCAGAUCUGUGCUUCUCUCUAAGCUCCUCCCUCUGUGGUCUGGCUCCGUCGUCAGAGUUGGAGAGGCAGCUGUCAGUCAUCUCUGCAGCCCAGCAGAGAGGCUCCGUCUUGGGCAUGGAGUCUGUGAGAGGUCCCCUGUGUGCAGCUGGUCUGGAGGUCAAGGAGGAGCGCGAGGAGGGAGGAGCAUGUGGGGGAGGUGUGGUGAAGACGGAGGAGGGCGGGGGUGAGGGAUUCUCCUCCCCCUCUCCUCUCCACGGAGGAAAAGAUGGAGAUGGAGGGAAGGAGCUGCUCAGACACCUGCUGAAGGAGAAGACCUCCCCGCCCACCACACCCUCACCCACCCGCCAGACCCCGCCCACUGCCCGCAGACAGCUGUCCAAUGAGAGCGUCCGGUCCGAGGAAGAGGACAGACCUGGUUCCCAUGGCAACAUGGUAAGCAGUCCAGACCUGCUGGACUCGUCCGGCAGGAAGAAGACAACGCAGCGCUGUAAGAGACUCGCUCGGCCGGACAAAGACAGAGCUCCACCCAAAAACAAGAGGAGGAAGAAGGAGGAGGAGGAGAAGACGCUCCACUCCUCCUCUGACCCGCUGAUGACUCACCUCACACAGCUGUCAGUGCUGCCCCUCAUGGAGCCCGUUCUGGGGGUGGAUCUGAGUCUGUUCCCCCCAUACGGCAGCUCCUCUCUGGGCAGAGACUCCAGACUGACCGGCUCCUUUGGCAACGCCUGCCUAGAUGGAGUCACUGACUACUACUCCCAGCUCAUAUACAAGCAGAAUAACCUAAGUAACCCGCCCACACCUCCGGCCUCCCUACCUCCCACCCCCCCACCUGUUGCCAGGCAGAAACUGGUGAAUGGCUUCGCCACAACAGAGGAGCUGUCGAGGAAAGACAUCACCGAGCAGGACGUUAAAGGUGUGAAAGCAGAAGGGGGGGGGGGCUUAUGGCUCUAAACCACGCCUCCAAGACUGUAGAUGUCCCCGCCUCUCUGCCGACCCCGCCCCACAACAACCAGGAAGAGCUCAGGGUCCAGGAGUCGUCGAGCGUGAACAGUCCCUGAUGGUUUUGUCCCGGUCGUCCUCCGGAG